UCCAAAUAAUUUAAAUAAAUUUAAUGCUGAUAUGAUAAAUUACAGUAAUUCAAAAUUAUGCAAUAUACUAAUGAGUAACGAGUUAGCGGAAAAAUUAAAAGGAACAAAUGUAAUAUCAAAUAGUUUACAUCCAGGUGCAAUUCGAACCCAAGUUUUACGAAAUAUUCAGUGGUAUGGAUGGCUUGUUAUGUGGUUACCUUAUACGUUCUUCUUCAAGGAUUGCAAGGAAGGAGCCCAAACAACAAUCCAUUGUGCCGUAUGUGAGAAGAUAGAAGGAGUUAGUGGUAAAUAUUUUCAAGAUUGUAGAGAAUAUUCGACAACUUCAGUAACCAUGAAUCAAGUUUUAAGGGAAAAAGUAUGGAAUGAAAGUGUAAAAUUGGUGAAUUUACAAAAAAAUGAAAUUCAUUACUAGUUGA
Messenger RNA from Chrysoperla carnea, 416 nucleotides. Its product is annotated as retinol dehydrogenase 12-like. NCBI's taxonomy places the organism in Eukaryota, Metazoa, Arthropoda, Insecta, Neuroptera, Chrysopidae. The record is from RefSeq and is a predicted model, not a curated record. The transcript is spliced from 2 exons. Bases 32 to 412 code for a protein of 126 amino acids.